Messenger RNA from Tupaia belangeri chinensis (Chinese tree shrew), 2587 nucleotides. Its product is annotated as carbonic anhydrase-related protein-like. The record is from RefSeq and is a predicted model, not a curated record. NCBI's taxonomy places the organism in Eukaryota, Metazoa, Chordata, Mammalia, Scandentia, Tupaiidae. The transcript has 7 exons. The coding region runs from base 1 to 633 and encodes 210 amino acids. Gene Ontology annotation, molecular function: carbonate dehydratase activity; zinc ion binding.
AUGGGAGAGAGUGGAGGUUCCGAGGUGGUCUCUGGUCUCAGUACAUUCACUCACUUCUGCCGUGCAAGAGCCAGGAAGAAUCCCAAUUGUCCUUUUUCAAAAAAAGACAGACAAAUGGCAGCCUGUAUCAUUUUGAAGCUGAAAAAAUGGCCAUGGUCUGUGUUGUUGCCCCUGCAGCUGCAUCUGAUCCACUGGAACUCCACCCUGUUUGGAAGCAUCGAUGAGGCUGUGGGGAAGCCUCAUGGAAUCGCCAUUAUUGCUCUGUUUGUUCAGAUAGGAAAGGAACAUGUUGGCUUAAAAGCUGUGACUGAAAUUCUUCAGGAUAUUCAGUAUAAGGGAAAGUCCAAAAUAAUACCAUGCUUUAAUCCCAAUACUUUAUUACCAGAUCCCUUGCUGCGGGAUUACUGGGUAUAUGAAGGCUCUCUUACGAUCCCACCGUGCAGUGAAGGUGUGACCUGGAUAUUGUUCCGGUACCCCUUAACUAUAUCUCAGCUACAGAUAGAAGAAUUCCGGAGGCUGAGGACACAUGUUAAGGGGGCAGAACUUGUGGAAGGCUGUGAUGGGAUCUUGGGAGACAACUUUCGACCCACUCAGCCACUUAGUGACAGAGUCAUUAGAGCUGCAUUUCAGUAGCCAAAGAUCGCAGGAAUGAGUCCAUCUUCAUCAGGGAAGAAGACAAUGGUCCAAUUGUGCCCUUGGACAGAAACGGAAACUUCUGAGCUGCAGCUUCAGUUUCUCUCAAAGCCUGCAUUGUUUGUCUUCAUCUAAUCCAGCUUUGACGGACGUCUGUGACAGUUGCCUAUACACGUGCUAUAAUGAAAUAGUAGGAAUGACUGAACAUUCAGAAGAAACCCAGAUUCUAUAUCCACAUCACUGCUGCUAGGAUUCCGAUUUUUGCACAUACUGUUUAUUGCUUCUGUGUAGGAGGAAUGAAACUAGUUUUCAGAUUUGUUAUUAAUAUGAGUAUAUAUCAUGUAUUAAUAUUGAGGCAGUGGUCCUUCAUUUCCUGUCUCCAGCAGAAAAUUCGCUCAGAGACUAGAGUAAUUCUUGAUAAUAAAGUAAGAAUUUUGAUUAAGAAUAGCAUAGAGCUUCAAAAUGUGAAGAUGAAGGAUUAGUCAAAAUCAAGUCUCAUGUUCUUUUACAGCACCCAUGCCACAAUUACUGUCCGGCUGAUUUGUCAUGGAAAACAUUUUGGAAUUAAUGCAUCAAUGUAAUACAUUCUGUAUUACUUUCUUAGUUAAAGGAUUUAGUUAAAUAUAUGAAUCUUAUAGUAUUUAUUUGACAUGUUUGCAGCUGUGAUUUUUAGGAAUUUGAGAAAAGUAUAAGAAAUAUUUAGGAUGAAAAGAAGGUGGGUAUAAUGUACCAGGAAUAGCUUUAUUUUCCAUGUGUAGAAAUAUAAAUUUAAUAGUAUUCUAUAUUAAUUUAGUGUUGUAUACUUUGUAAAACUUAAAAAUAUUUUAUUCUAUGAAUUUCAUUUUUCAGUAUGUGAAGACAUUUCUUUCAAAGAUGACCAUCGAUAUUUUUGUUUAAAUUAAUUUUAAGUAUGACUGGCAAGCUGAGGCAUAUGCUUAGCUGCAGUUAGGUGGAAUGAGGUAAUUUCUGUAAAACAACAGAGUGCCUGCCACAAAGCAUGUACUUAAUAAAUGUUAUUUGUUAUUGAUAUAAUUGUUGUAAAACUAAUGACUUUGAUAACACAGUUCCAGUUUGGAGGGAUUUUUUGAUACAAAAUAUUUCAGUUAAAAUACAAAUAAUACAGAUGGAAAAAGUAUUUGUUCAGAGGCUCUGGAAGUGUUGGGUAGAGGUUGUAAUAAUGGAAGCAUAAAUAUAAAUAAAACUCACACCAGAUUUCCCUGAAAACAAGCAAAGGUGGUUCAUCAUGGAGUCGUGCUGGGGAAAGGACCAGAAGCUGUGGGAAAGUGAGGGAAAGUGGGGCGUUGGGAGGGGUCGAGGUCUGCAGUAGCCCUGGGCCACAUCAGGGCAGAGAGAGGCCCCCUAGAUACUUUUUGCAAUUUCUAGUACUUAGAAUCAGGAAAUGGCAAAGUGUGGCUGCAAAACCGUGACAUAAAAUUUAUACCUUACAGACCAAUACUGUUCCAACCAAGCCAAACAUUGGCCGCACAGAUCACCUUGUUUCCCGUUAACGUCAAGACACUAGAUCUGGAGCAUUUCGCGAGUGAGACAGUCAGAUGACACCCUGUUGCCCCUUUGUAAGGCCUCUGUCCAGGCCCUGGGAGAGGCGGAGGUACCAGCUCUGUUCCGCUGACAGGUUGGUACUGAGCAGCUGGGCACUGCGCUUGGACUUUUUAAUAACUUCUUGUGCCUUUUGCAGUCUCCUGCCUCUCUCCCUGGAACAUAUCAAAUAAACAUAACAGCCACAAAAAUGAUUUCCAAUUACUUUCAGAGUGAUACUUGGUUUCCCGUAUUUCAUCCUUCAUACUGUGUUUUUAUUUUUUAAUUUAAGCAAUAAAAUUUAUUUAUAUUUGCUGAGUCAAAAGACAGAAAUGGAUUACUUGGUACAGAUCAAAAUGUCCAUUGCUGAAAUUAUGUGGAGGCUUAAUUUUUUUUUAAGUUGCCAGAGAGUGAGUGU